CUUUAAGGCGACUCACACCAAAAGCAUUACGAGGCAGGUCUGUGCAUUGAAAACGCAAGCUAGCUGGAACCGUACUUCCAAUCCUGGGAGUGGCUAUCACACACAUCCUCCUCACCACUUCACCGGACCAGUGUUGUAUCGAGUGUAGUGUAGCGUUGCUAUUUCACCUCAGUAGGCAGCGGUACUGCCUCUUGAGCUGUGCCCAAGAUCUCGAACAAGAGGAGAAGAUGAAGGCGGUAUCUGCCACCCUAGUGCUCCUGCUCCUCUUCAUGGUUUCUGCUUCAUUCCAGGAUCUCACCGUGGCCGCAGAUGGCGUUGUGCCGGACGUCGUCUGCGACGCCAAGUGCCGGAACCGGUGCUCGCAGAAGGCCGGCGGCCGGUGCAUGGGCUACUGCAUGAUGUGCUGCGGCAAGUGCAGCGGCUGCGUGCCGUCGGGUCCCUUCGCGAGCAAAGACGAGUGCCCGUGCUACAGGGACUUGAAGUCCCCCAAGAGCGGACGCCCCAAAUGCCCAUGAUCAUGAGGUGUUCGUGCAUGUCGUGUGUGCGUCGUUAGAAUCUGGGCCUUUCAGUGUCUCCGCAGACAUGCUAGAAUAAACAAUAUAAUGGUAGAUCUGUGUUGUGAGAAGCGUCUUUAUCCUAUGAGAUGUGUCGUCGGAGACAUGCUAGAACAAACGAUCUUCUACUGCGUGUUGUUCCAGCCGGGGUGAAUCCAGGGGCUCUAGCCCCACCUAUUGUUUCGUAGUUAGUAGAAGCCCCCUUAAGUCUCCUUAAUAAUUUUUUCUAUAGAUGAGGGAGAUGAAUAAGAAAAAGAAGAGGAAGAUGAAGAGGUGGAUGAGUCUUCCCUAUCUGACUCCUCUGCAUCACUAUUGGUUCUAGCUCGAGGUUAAUAU
Messenger RNA from Phragmites australis (common reed), 890 nucleotides. RefSeq names its product peamaclein-like. Lineage: Eukaryota; Viridiplantae; Streptophyta; Magnoliopsida; Poales; Poaceae. The record is from RefSeq and is a predicted model, not a curated record. The coding region runs from base 228 to 515 and encodes 95 amino acids. The transcript has 2 exons.